Messenger RNA from Dibothriocephalus latus, 612 nucleotides. Lineage: Eukaryota; Metazoa; Platyhelminthes; Cestoda; Diphyllobothriidea; Diphyllobothriidae. The record is from the annotation of a GenBank genome assembly.
AUGGCUCCGAUUCAACUUGGCUACUGGAGUAUUCGUGGGGUUCAUCUACAAAAUCGAACCUACUUGAAUAUUUUCUGUUUAUCGCAGUUAGCGCAACCUAUCCGCCUUCUGCUCGAGUAUGUCGGAGAAGAUUAUCAAGAAAAGAGAUUCGGAAAAGGUGAGUUCGAAGAAUGGAAAAAAAUAAAAUACAAUCUUGGCAUUGGCUUUCCCAACCUUCCAUAUAUCAUCGACGGAGAUGUAAAGCUCGCCCAGUCAAGCGUUAUUCUGCGUUACCUGGGUGAGAAACAUGGUCUCGGAGGCAAGGGCGCGAAAGAACAGGCUGAAAUUGCCAUGGCUGAAGCCGCGAUCAAAGAUAUACGAAUUGCUUUUGGCCGCAUUGCUUACAGCUCAAACUACAUCACAUACAUAGACUUUUUACUCUACGAAAACCUCUGUGUUUUUCAAAUGUUCGAGCCUUCCACCUUUAAGAAGCAUCGCAAUCUCAAGCAGUACAUCGAACGCUUUGAGGCGCUGCCAAAAAUUAAAGAAUAUAUGGCCACGGAACGGUUUAUCAGUUGGCCUCUCAAUGGAUGGUCUGCAAGCUUCGGUGGUGGUGAUGCCCCUCCAAAGUAA